Rotaria sp. Silwood2 is the source of this 538-nucleotide messenger RNA. The record is from the annotation of a GenBank genome assembly. NCBI's taxonomy places the organism in Eukaryota, Metazoa, Rotifera, Eurotatoria, Philodinida, Philodinidae.
AUGGGAGACACGAAUGGAAUCAUUGUGGCUGGUGGCCAUGGACAAGGUAAUCGACUGAAUCAACUCCGCUGGGCCAGCAACAUCUUCGUCGAUCGAGAUCAUUCUGUCUACGUAUCCGAUUUUGCCAAUAAUCGUGUAAUGAAGUGGAUGAAGGGUUCAAAAGAAGGCAUUGUCGUGGCCGGUGGCUUGAGAGAAGACGUUCGCGACGGGCUUCGUUACGGUCGUGGGAACGCUCUGAAUCAAUUACACUGGCCUCGAGGAAUAUUUGUUGAUCCAUUCGACACUGUCUAUGUGGUAUCUUCGGGGAGUGAUCGGGUGAUGCGUUGGUGCAACGAAGCUUCACAAGGUGAAGUGAUUGCUGGUGGAAAUGGCCGUGGACGACAAGCAAACCAGUUGCAUGCUCCCGAAGGCUUGUCAUUCGAUCGACAAGGGAAUCUGUAUGUGGUCGAAAAGUAUCACGAGAAGAUAAUCUACACGUUCGUCUCCAGUUUGGAAUCACUUCAUCAAAAAAGUCAUCGUAAUAGUGGAUUGUUGGGGU